Molecule: messenger RNA, 1272 nt
Organism: Pocillopora verrucosa
Lineage: Eukaryota; Metazoa; Cnidaria; Anthozoa; Scleractinia; Pocilloporidae
Source: RefSeq, a predicted model, not a curated record
UUCGAAGCUUAAGGUAUGUCGUCCCUUCUCUUAAGCCGUCAGUCCCGUGGGAUCCUGGGAACUAGGUAACCUGAAAAAAAUAAGCAACAUAUGCCAUCCCUUAGUUUUGAAGGUUUUCAUGGACUCAAAGAACCACCCAAGAAUUCGGCUACUAUUUGUGAUGGCUGUCGAUCUUGUUAAACACAUCGGAGGUUGUCACUGUGGCAAAGUUCGCUUCGAGAUCUUAGCUAAACCCGUGCUGAAGGCUUGGAAAUGCAAUUGCACCAUAUGUGUGAAGAAAGGGAUCACACCUGUUCUUGUUCCUGAAGAAUACUUUAAACUUCUCCAGGGUGAAGGCCACAUCUCUUGUUACACUUAUAACACCCAUCAAGCUAAACACUAUUUCUGUACAACAUGUGGAAUUCAUGCAUUCUAUCGACCUCGCAGUAAUCCUAAGGCUUAUGGCAUUUCACUACAUUGUCUGGAUGGAGGAACUGUACAAAAAAUUGAUACAGUCGUUAUUAAUGCCCUUGACUGGGAAAAUUGGGAAAAGUACUUGAUGGAACAUCCAGGUGCCUCAAACUACACUGACAAUGUGCAGUAGCACCAAGAGUCAGGGGUUGGGGGCAAUAAAAGGGAACUCUGGAUGGAAAUAUACCACCAUGGCCUUAGCUGACUAUUGACUAUAAGACUUCUGGUCCAGAAAGACUUCCUUUUCAAGAGGCUUAAGAAUCAUUGUUUUGGUAUUAAGCCAAAUUCUUUUAACUUCUUCACAAGGAGUGACAGUUGAGCUGCCAAGAGGGUAAAUUGGCAACCUGAUUGUACAACUCUAAGGGUUAAGGGGCUAGAUUUUAUACCCUGCUUUUUUUCUUGAGUCUUUUGAGUAUCAAGAACCGUAUAACCAUGUCUGUUGUUACAUACUCAUUCAGGCAGUAUUAUAGGUUGCACCCCUUGAGAAUGUUCCAUGGGAAAUGUUCAGGAGGUAGUUAGGAGUUGAUAAGAUUUGCCUAUAGUGUUCAAAUCUACAACAACCUCAUGAUGUGCUGUUAUAAUGCUGCUACUUAGCUGUGUGAGGCCAAAGAAUGAUAUCAAAUUUGUUGUAUGUAAAUUAUUUGAAUAUCAAACAGUAUUUUCAUUGUUUAUAUAGUUGGAGGUGAUUAUUUAUUUUAAGCCACACUCUGAGAAGUAGUUUUUGGGUCUCUGGUUCCCCACAUGAUGACUUAAAUGCUGGCUUACCAUCUGUACAUUGAUGUGAUAUUUUUUUAAAAUUGGUUUUGGAUGUUUGAAAAUAAA